AUGUCCCUCAAGGCUGAGUACUAUUCUGAAGAGGAGGAGUCCCAGUGUCCUCUCUGUAUGGAGGAGAUGGAUCUGUCAGACAGGAAUUUCAGACCAUGCCCUUGUGGAUAUCAGAUCUGUAGAUUUUGUUGGCAUCAUAUCCAAGAGAAUUUGAACAGUCGAUGCCCAGCUUGUCGAAGGGUUUACUCAGAACAGACUAUAGAAUUUAAACCUAUAUCGACUGAGGAAUUAACACGGAUCAAAAAUGAAAAGAAACAAAAGGAACGUGAGAAAAAAGAGCUUGAAGCGAUGAAUCGAAAACAUCUAUCCAAUAUGAGAGUAGUCCAAAAAAAUUUGGUUUACGUAAUUGGCCUUAGUCCGAAGAUUGCAAAUGAGGAGGUACUUCGGUCACAUGAUUAUUUUGGCCAAUACGGAAAAAUUGCCAAAAUUGUCGUUAACCGUCGAAAUUCUCCGGCAUCGAGUGUUCCUGGUGCACCACCGCCUCAGCCUAGUGUUGGCGUUUACAUUACUUAUGCGCGGAAAGAAGAUGCAGCAAGGGCAAUUGAUGCAGUUGACGGCAGUGUGUCUGAUGGAAAAGUGUUAAGGUAA
Funneliformis caledonium is the source of this 588-nucleotide messenger RNA. NCBI's taxonomy places the organism in Eukaryota, Fungi, Glomeromycota, Glomeromycetes, Glomerales, Glomeraceae. The record is from the annotation of a GenBank genome assembly.